AUGCCGAGAAAAGGAAUGAGGACCAUCUUCUUCAAGCCACCGCCCUCCGACCGUGCUGCGAGGCCCGCUACGGGCGGUGACCCUUUCGCCGACGCAUCAGUGGCGGAGCGGAUUGCGAGCGCAGAGCCUUUGAUCGAGAAGUGGGCGGCCGACUCCUCCUCCGGCACCUCCAGGUACGCCAGCACCGCUUUUCUCUUCCGUGAGGGCCGCCACGAAGCCGAGCUCUACCUCAGCCGCGUCAAGGACCUGCACUCCGCGAUGCUGCUCUGCAUCGGCGAGGUCUCGAACUCGGGCGUGAUCGUGCGGGCUCAUGAGCUGUUGCAGACCGCAGUGAGGCGGCUUUCCCUGGAGUUCCACCAGAUCCUGUCGUCGCACCUCCCCUAUCCUGACCACGGCGAAUCGGUCUCGAGCCGGUCUUCACGAACCUCUACCCUCUCGAGCUUCUCCGAUUUUGAAUAUGAGUCGGAGGAAGAGUUAUCGAAGAAGCAGUCCGCUGCUGAGCCGGUAAUGCAGGAAGAGGAGCGAGUUCCUGAUGCAGCGGUUUCCGAUCUAAAGGCCAUCGUGGACUGCAUGAUCGCUUGCGGGUACGGCAAAGAGUGCAUGGACAUCUACAAAAUCGUGCGAAGAUCAGUCGUUGACGAGGAACUGGAUCAUCUAGGGUUCGAGAGGCCGAUCCACCCUUGGAAGAUGCAGAAGAUGGAUUGGAAGGUUUUGGAAGUGAAGGUCAAGAGCUGGCUGAGCGCUGUGAAACCGGCAUUCCAGAGGCUCUUCUACGGUGAGAGGAUACUCUCCGACGAGGUCUUCACCGGGGCAUCCGCCUCAGUCAGGGAGUCCGUCUUCUCCCACGUUGCACGGGACGCAGCGGUUGCGCUGUUUGGGUUCGCAGAGGGGGCGGCGAAGGCUAUCAAGAGAUCUCCUGAUAGAAUCUUCUGCCUGCUCGACCUCUACGAGGCCAUUGCCAACCUCUGGCCGGGCAUCAAGGCCACCUUCUCCUACGACGCAACAUCCGCUGUCAGAUCACAUGCGAUAAAUUCACUUAUCAAGCUUGGCGAGGCGGUCCGCGUGACGCUCAGCAAAUUUGAGGCGGUCAUCCAGAAGGACUCCUCCAAGAAAUCAGCAGUCCCCAGUGGCGGCAUCGACCCGCUCACGGUCAACGUCAUGAACUACCUCGCCUUGCUCGCGGACUAUGGCGGUGUCCUCAAAGACAUACUCGUCAACUGGCCCGUUGAUGGCAGCCCCAAGCACCCGGGGUUCCCAGACUCCCACUUCGCUGGCUGCAACUCUUUCGCCUCCAUCGCCGCCAGAGACAGCGAUGCGUCGGCGAAGUUCGCAUGGUUUGCAUGGCUCGUUCUCGUCCUGCUGAGUAAGCUCGACGCGAAGGCCGAGCGGUACAAGGACGUGGCUCUCUCUUACCUCUUCCUCGCCAACAACCUCCGGUACGUCAUCGACAAGGUGGCUCGGUCCAGCCUGAGACACCUCCUCGGCGAGCAAUGGAUGGCGAAGCACGAGUCCAAGGUGAAGCUCUACGCGAGCAACUACGAGCGGAUGGGAUGGAGCAAGGUCUUCGCUUCGUUGGCCGAUCCGAGUGUCGAGAUUUCUUCGGGCCACGCGAAGGAAUCGCUGAGGAAGUUUGACGCGGCCCUGGAGGAGGUUCAGACCAAGCAGGCGGGAUGGGCCGUGCCCGACCAGAAGCUGAGGGACGAGAUCGCGUCGUCGCUGGCGGAGAAGCUCGUGCCCGCUUAUCGGCGACUCUACGACGGCUGUCCGAGGGGGGAUCCGGCGGUAAAAUUCACCCCCGACGAUUUGGAUAAUUACUUGGCCAGCAUGUUGCGCGCCACUGGUGGAGGAUUUUUGCGGCUGGACGCUUGGACUCUUAUUGCUGCCCGGGUCUCUGGAUCUCUUCAAAACACUUAA
Eucalyptus grandis is the source of this 1914-nucleotide messenger RNA. Its product is annotated as exocyst complex component EXO70H1. The transcript has 2 exons. Gene Ontology annotation, biological process: exocytosis. NCBI's taxonomy places the organism in Eukaryota, Viridiplantae, Streptophyta, Magnoliopsida, Myrtales, Myrtaceae. Gene Ontology annotation, cellular component: exocyst. The record is from RefSeq and is a predicted model, not a curated record. The coding region runs from base 1 to 1914 and encodes 637 amino acids. Gene Ontology annotation, molecular function: phosphatidylinositol-4,5-bisphosphate binding.